Gasterosteus aculeatus aculeatus (three-spined stickleback) is the source of this 705-nucleotide messenger RNA. Lineage: Eukaryota; Metazoa; Chordata; Actinopteri; Perciformes; Gasterosteidae. The record is from RefSeq and is a predicted model, not a curated record.
AUGGUGCGUUUAAGUGUAGUCCGCCGCUUUGAGAUCUUCAAUCAGUCUCACACUCUCGAGUCCUCGACGAUACAAACACACAACACGACAAAAUGGCAGAAGUAGCUCCAGCCGCCGCUGCCGCGCCCAAAGCAACCAAGAAGGUGUCCAAGCCGAAGAAGGUCGGUCCCAGCGUCUCUGACCUCAUGGUGAAAACUGUGGCCUUAUCCAAGGAGCGGAGCGGCGUGUCUGCUACCGCCGUCAAGAAGGCUCUGACCGCCGGAGGAUACGAUGUGGACAAGAACAAGGCCCGCGUCAAGACCGCCAUCAAGAGCCUGGUGGCCAAGGGGACUCUGGUCCAGAUCAAGGGGAUCGGGGCCUCCGGCUCCUUCAAGAUGAGCAAGACGACCGCGGACGAACCGGCAAAGAAAGCCGCUCCUAAAGGCAAGAAGCCCGCAGCGGCCAAAAAGCCCAAAGCAGCCGCAGUGAAGAAAGUUGUAGCCGCCAAGAAGUCACCGAUGGCGGCAAAGAAACCCGCAGCGGCCAAGAAGGUGGCCAGGAGCCCCAAGAAGGUAGCAAAGAGCCCCAAAAAGGUGGCCAAGAGCCCAAAGAAGGUAGUGAAAAAGGCCCCUGCAGCCAAGAAGGCUCCAGUGAAGAAGGCUGCUAAGCCCAAAGCCAAGAAAGCAGCACCAAAGAAGUAGUAAGCUGUUGUCAGUCGGAAGAACC